This is a messenger RNA of Entrophospora candida, 614 nucleotides long. The record is from the annotation of a GenBank genome assembly. Lineage: Eukaryota; Fungi; Glomeromycota; Glomeromycetes; Entrophosporales; Entrophosporaceae.
CUAGACAUCAAUUUGCACCAAUUUAUAAAUUAUUGGAAGUAUCACAUGAAGCACUUUUGUCACGUUUAAAACCUCCAGUUAGAAAAAACAUUGAAAAGGCAUUAGCCUUGAUGCAAUCAUUAAAAUCUAUGAUUCCUCCAGUACCUUCUCAACAUCACUGGGAAAUUGCAGCAAGAAAUUGCAAAAAUUUCAUGAGGCUAUGUACCAACCUUUUUAAUAUGAUUGGAUUUAAAGAAAGAGAAAGUUUAGGACCAUGGAAAAUACCUGAUUUUAGUGCUGAAUCACAACGGUUUAGAGUAGAACUGAGGAAGAACCAAUUUUUCACAAAAAGCCAUUUUAAAAAUUUGAAAGAUGAUGUUAUUUUGAGUGAAAAAAUGAAAAAUUUUAAUUAUCUUGCAAAAGAAAAAAGGAACACAUUGUUGAAAGAAAUCUUAUUGCAAGAAGCUUCUACUAGUACCUGGCAUCCUAUUCCAAUAACUGAACAAGAAGAAACAGCACAGCAAGAUGAAAAAAAUAUGAAUAAAAAAGAUAUUGUAAAAUUCAAAAAAAAAUUUUUACUUGGAGCAAUAAUUGCAUCUCUUGUUGAAGAAGCAUCAGUAAUGAAUUGUACAACU